Messenger RNA from Cotesia glomerata, 747 nucleotides. RefSeq lists its product as uncharacterized. The transcript is spliced from 2 exons. Bases 1 to 747 code for a protein of 248 amino acids. The record is from RefSeq and is a predicted model, not a curated record. Gene Ontology annotation, molecular function: catalytic activity. NCBI's taxonomy places the organism in Eukaryota, Metazoa, Arthropoda, Insecta, Hymenoptera, Braconidae.
AUGACACGCAUACUUCAAGGAAACCUGAAUAGAUGUGCGUUGGCGCAAAAUUUACUUUGCCAGCGAGUCUUUAAAGAGAGGAUCGACGCUUGCUUCAUCUGUGAGCAAUAUCUAAACCUCCAAGAUAGAGCAUGGUUCGCAGACAAAACUGGCACGGCGGCAAUCUGGAUUGUAAAUACAAAGAACGUUACCACCAUCAACAGCGAAAGUGGAGCAGGUUUUGUCUGGAUUCAAACCCCCAUAACCUACUUCAUAAGCAUCUAUCUCUCACCUAACGAAGGGAUUAGUGAGUUCCGACAGAAAUUGGCAAAUAUAGAGGAUGUGAUCACCAAGUUUAAAGGCGAAGUUAUCAUAGCUGGUGACCUCAAUGCUGAAUCGGCUGAAUGGGGCGCUGAUUUCUCCGACACCAGAGGCAACGAUGUCGCUAACGUCGUGGCUAGACUCGACCUCAUAGUGCUAAAUACUGGGAGCAUCACGACUUUCCAAAGACCGGGGAACCAAGAGUCCAUCCUCGACAUUUCUUACUAUGGCAAAGGACCUUGUGACGGUGUGAGAGGAACAUUAAAACAAACUGCAGCAAGAGCUAGUCUGCAACUACCAUUUGAUAAACAAAUAUCAAACCCCCAAGAAUCGUAUCAAUGGACUGUGCCACCAAAUAACUUGCCAAAAAUCAGAAUAAGAUAUUUAACUACUGCAGAUUGUGAAAAAGCAACAGAGACUUUAAAUAUACGUUAUUCUAAAGCUUAA